Messenger RNA from Raphanus sativus (radish), 444 nucleotides. Its product is annotated as RNA-binding protein CP31B, chloroplastic-like. The transcript is spliced from 4 exons. Gene Ontology annotation, molecular function: mRNA binding. NCBI's taxonomy places the organism in Eukaryota, Viridiplantae, Streptophyta, Magnoliopsida, Brassicales, Brassicaceae. Gene Ontology annotation, cellular component: cytosol. The coding region runs from base 1 to 444 and encodes 147 amino acids. The record is from RefSeq and is a predicted model, not a curated record.
AUGGUACCCCCUAUCUUAGCCUUUCCCAACUGUUUCUCUUUCUCUCGACGCAAUUCAUCUUCCCCUCCUCCCCGUCGAGUUCCGGCAUCUCUCUCACACGGCGACAAAAUCGACGACUCCGGCGAUGAAAUCGACGACUCUAGUGACAAAACCUUAGUCUUCCACUUCUCAGUGGUGACAUUGACCAGAAGAAAUUUGGUGAGCGAAGGAGGUGACUUUCAGGAGCCACCGGAGGAAGCGAAGCUCUUCGUCGGGAACUUGGCUUACGACGCUGACAGUCAAGCCUUGGCUACGCUCUUUCAGCAAGCCGGUACUGUUGAAAUCGCUGAGGUUAUCUACAAUAGGGAGACGGACCAGAGUCGUGGGUUCGGAUUUGUGACAAUGAGUACCGUGGAAGAAGCUGAGACUGCUGUUGAGAAGUUCAACCGUUAUUGGCGUCAUUAG